CUGUACUAUCUACAUGAUCCUUGUUUCCUCUCCUGCGUGGAUCCUUCAUCACUAUAACGGCACAUUGAACUUCCCUCGCAUUCGAAAACACGCAGAUUUCUCAGACUUUCGCUCUCUAAGCGACGUCUUCGAAGCGCUUGAUUUUGCCUGGAUCUUCUCUAUCCGACCUUCACAACCCUCAACGGUUGCCGUGAUAGUCUGAUACUCUUUAAAGCCUAAAACUAUGGAUUCUUCUAUGCCUCGCUCGCAAUGGACACGUAUUUCCCCGUACCAGUGCCGCCCCAUCCUUCCGCACGUGGGAAUCAUCUACUCUGCAUUCUCCCGACAGGCCCCGACUCCAAUGCCAAGGCUUCGAGUCAUUCUGGAACGUGCUACUGCUUUCCCGACUGCCAGCUAGGCUAAGGUAAGCCUGGGUACCAGAGUGUCGCCAAGUUCACUCAUGACCAUCAUUGGGUCGGCCAUGGGAUAUCUUCCGGAUACAAGCAGAGAGACGGUCCCUGCUAUUACUUUCACCCGCGUUUUCAGACGAAUGGAGUUGUCCCCUUGUCAAAUGCGACAUUAUGAAUCCGGCCUGAAGUCCACUGCCUUUCGUACUGAGUACUGAGUACCAGCCCACACAGACCGGUAGUCAGCGGUGAUGUCAUAUGUAAUCAUUGGGCUCAGUCACUACUAUGUACAUCAUUGCCUCCUGCUGUGGACCAGAUUUUCUGCGAGAGAAUGUCCGAAUGCUGACAUAUAGGCGAUUGUGAUUGCGGAGUAGGAUGCGGGCGGCGGGUAACAGCGGGAAACGUUGUCUGCUCUUACAAUCAUUUAGUUAUUUCCGCGUCACGUGUACGAACAUAGCGAUUUACUUCCGUCGGCGCAGCAAUCGGCGUUACGGUUUAUGAUCACUGAUCCGAGUCAAUCUGAUUCAGUGCGCCUUCGGUUCUAGCGACCACCUCGUGCUUUACUCCUCUCUAAUCACACUUUGAUGUAACUUGGACAGUCCCAUCCCCUUUCCGUAUAUCCCUCCUUCUAUUCCACAACGUCUCCUCCACCGACGUACCAGUUAGGCUCGGACUUGUCAUGCAGCCACGGCGGCAGACGCGUGCCUCAUCGGAGGCCAUUUCGGCCUGCACUGCUAUGGUAUCCACAGUAAAGUUGGAAGCCAUUCUGAAGAAAGCGUCUAUCCAGGCCACGAAUUACGAGCAGCAGAUGAAAGACUUGGAGCAAAGACUGGCCGAUAGCCUGAAGAACUUUCGGAACAUCGACUGCCAACUUCAGAGCGCGUUCGCCACCCUGCGUCAUAAUGCAAAUCAAGCAGACCAAGCUCUUGGCAAGCAAGUGCCGUCAAUUGCCCACAAUCUCGACUCCUCGAUCGAGUCUCUGGACCUAUUGGCUCACGAUCUGCCAACUAUACGAUCUCAGGUGACGGACAUUCGGACCGUGUAUGAUUCUGGGCGUAAUAAGGCACAGAGUCUAGUGAAGGACCUUACUUGGCUCAACACCGAGUUUUAUGAGAGAUGGAGAUUGAUCAUCUUCACUUCGACAAGUCCUGUGUCCUGGCGAUGGAGGGCUUUCAUGCGCAUGUUUUUCGCUGCCUCAUUCAUAACCUCUGCUUGGUUGACUUUCAUCGCCAUCUCGGGUUUGGUCAGGGCGCAUCGAGGGGGUAUCAUAUGGGGAGAACGCCUCAUGUCGUAGCAGCAUAGACUCUCUUGCUUUUCUUGUACAUGGUUAUCCAUUCGCCGAACUUGUAUCAUUAGUUCUCAGUCCCAGUCGUUCACUUGUCGUGAAGCAUAUGCUGCUUUCCCGAACUUGGUGCUUAGCGAACCCCAUCAAUUCAUCAUCGGCCACCUUUUCGGCCCUUUCAUCCGACCCACUGCGGCCAAACCCACCGCAUGAUGGACAACUUCGAUGACCUCUUGAGCGCAUCCCAGAGAGACCUGGAGAGCAAUCCUUUUGCAGAUCCCUUCGCCAAGCGAAGCUCGUCUCCGGAUCCCUGGAGCUCUCCCUUUGCUCGCCAGGAAGCGAGUUCGGACGUAUUCGACUAUCAGCCUCGACCUGCAACCCCUCCACUCGAGGAAGAAGCCUCCCCCGCUGUAGUAUCCCAGCACGAGGAAGAAGACGAGCCUUCGGCCACUGCUGUCGUAGCACAUGAUCCUAUACCUGAGGCCGACCCGUUGGGCGAAGCGCGCUCCCCCGGCUUCAAGGAGAGCGUGCCAGACCCUGAACCCGACCCUACGUUCUCAGAAAUUGCCACGAUCCGCCCCACCGAGCCAGAAGAGUCGCACUUCUCUCCGGUGCUCAUCCGAGCAGUCACGCCGCCUCCGGCCACUCCACCACCGGCCACGCGUCUGGCAGACAGCGUACCGACAUUCCGUUCUCCAUCGCCGGACCGCUGGGGUGCUCCCAACCGCCCAUUGACACGGUCAUAUCCGGGUCUGACAUCGGGGGUCGAGGGUGCGGAUCCUGGUUGGGGCGAACAGGACGGCUGGAGCAACGGACAUUCGCCUGCAUCGCGCCUACCGACGGAAGACGACAGCGACGAUGACAAGCCUGUAUUGCAAACUCUGCGCGGACAGCAGCAACGAGAGCGUGAAGAUCCUUCUGCUCAGUCUGGCGCUCAGCCGGUGUUUUUCAUCACAGUCGAUGAUCCACAGAAAGUUGGCGAUCCGAUACGCUCUUUCACGAUGUACACUGUCCACACUCGGACCACUUCACCACUCUUUCCCAAGUCUGCGUUCUCUGUUUUGCGGCGUUAUUCAGACUUUCUUUGGCUGUACGAGACACUCUCGAACAAUAACCCGGGUGUGGUAGUUCCUCCAGUCCCGGAGAAGAACCCGUUUGGACGAUUUGAAGACCAUUUUGUGCGCCAACGGAGGCUCGCACUUGAGAAGUGUAUCACGAAGAUAGCCAACCACCCUGUGUUGGGCAAGGACCCUGAUCUGAAGCUAUUCCUUGAGAGCGACACUUUUACGCUUGAUAUCAAACAUCGAAAGGCCGAAAUCGCACAAGAAAAGGGUGGGCUCAUGGCAAGCAUCGGGCAGAGUCUCACUGGACAGAGAUUCUUCGAGACAGAUGAAUGGUUUGAUCGCCAGAAAGCUUAUCUGGAUUCGCUGGAAAGUCAGCUUCGGGGGCUGGUCAAAGCGAUCGAAGCAGUGUCGAAGCAACGCUCCGAACUCGCUGGCGCAACCGGCGACUUUGCUCAGAACGUGGCCGAUCUCUCGGCCUCGGACGUGGGGCAGCAACUUGCGUCCUCCCUUGCUGGUUUAGCCGAGGUUGAACGUAAGGCUCAAGAUCUGCAAGUGAUCCAGUCCCAGCAAGAUAUCGAAACGUUCUUCAGCACGGUGGACGAAUAUGCUCGUCUGAUCAACUCAGUUCGGCAUGCAUUCAAUACACGCAUCCAGUCCUAUCACACCUGGCGUGCUGCUGAAGCAGAGCUUGCGCGGACCAAACAAACUCACGACAAGAAUCGGGCCCAGGGUCGUAUUCCUACUGAUCGGGUGGGAUAUUCUUUGACUCAAGUUACCGAGUCCGAACGUCGGGCAUUAGAUGCUAAACAUCAUUUUGAUCAAGCCACCAAACUUGUCAAAGCAGAAGUGGCUAGAUUUGAGCGCGAAAGAGUCGAAGAUUUCAAGAACUCGUUGCACGCGUUCCUUGAAGGAAUGAUCUCCAGGCAGAAAGAGCUUAUCAUGAGCUGGGAGAGUUAUCAGCAGACCUUGCUAAAGCGUGUCGGCGGCGGGCGUGGCCUGCCACCGGCUGGACAACGAGCUGUCCCCGCUGCUUAGAUUUGUUAGCUUCUCAGGCUCUGUAAUCUCAUCUGCGAAAUUCUAUGGUUCUUCGUCUUCGCGUUCUCAUUGCAUGUGUCGAUCUCACUCGGAUCAUUCUCUGCACUGAUGUUUUGUCUGUAUAUAAGUAGGUAGUCGAUGCAUCCAUAUGCAUACAUCCGGGCAAACCAUUCUGGCUCAACCAUUCAGCCUACGGUUACCUACCCCAGCUGACAGGACGAUUCUCAAUUAAGAUAGUAUAAAUCCCACCACAAGAACCGGCAAUGGUCAUCCCGGUUUCCUUUCUACAGCCAUGCCUUCCGUCCUGACUAGCUCAAAGCACACUUUCACGUUCAACCGCGCAGACCACGUCGGUUCAUUUCUGCGUCCCAGCACCAUCCACCAAUCCCGCAAGAGUUUCAAGGAGGGUACGCUCGAUGCCGAAGGGUUGCGCGUAGUAGAAGACAGAGAGAUUGCGGCCUUGGUCGAGCAGGAGCGGGCGGUGGGUAUCAAGAGCAUAUCUGAUGGAGAGUUCAGACGUGAAUAUUUCCACCUCGAUUUCGUUGAGCAUAUCGAAGGCAUUAAGAUAACCAGGAACACGCUCGUCGGAGAGAAGAACGAGGCUACCGUGCCGACCAUCUCCGUCACCGGAAAACUCCGCCAUGUGAAGCCAAUCCAGCUCGCCGAUUUCAAAUUCCUCCAGGAACGGGUGGAUGGGAGCAAGGGCGAGGUGGUCAAGGUGGCUAUUCCCUCCCCGACCAUGGUUCACUUCCGCGGUGGUCGCUCCUCCAUUGACCUCGCUGCAUACCCCGAUUUGGACGAAUUCUUUGAAGAUCUCGCAGAGGUCUACAGGCAGGAGAUCAAGAUCCUUGCGGAGGCGGGCUGCAAGUAUCUCCAACUUGACGAUACCAAUUUGGCUUAUCUAUGGUGGGAGGAGCUGCAGUCGUUAUCCCGCCCGAUGCUCAUCGUCGCGCCUGUUAGUGAUCUCAAUAUGCGGGAGGCGGCAGCUGGCCGCGGAGAGGACCUGAACACCCUUCCGAGGCAAUACGCCCAGCUGAUCAAUGCAGCGUUACGGGACCGACCUGCUGGGAUGACCGUCGGAAUCCAUCUCUGUCGAGGCAAUUUCCGGAGUAGGCACUUUGCGGAAGGACUUACAUCUGCUUUAAGGUGGCUACGAGCCGAUUGCGCAAGUCUUGUUCGAAAUGCUCGAUGUCGAUGUCUACUUCUUGGAAUGCAAGUCGUUCUCUCAGACCAACUUGCACAGAUCCUGAUCAUCUCACAGUCGACAACGAACGAUCUGGUUCCUUUGAACGUGAGGACUGGCACGGCGCAUUUGUCGUUAUCUGUUCUGAAUCCAUUCUUCGUAGCUCUUCGCUUCUUGCCCAAGGGAGAGAAGAUUGUCGUUCUGGGUCUCAUCAGCUCCAAGAUCCCCCAACUGGAGGACAAGGAGGCUAUUAAAGCUCGCAUCGCCGAGGCCAGCAAAUUCGCGCCCUUGAAUCAACUGGCCCUUUCGCCGCAGUGUGGAUUCUCGAGCACAGUUCACGGCAACGAGAUCACAAUUGAGGACCAGUGGGCCAAGAUGAAGCUUGUGCAUGAGAUCGCGCAGGACAUCUGGGGUAGCGACAUGUGAUUACUUGUACUUAUUUAUGGUGUGCUGCUACUCGUACUUGGCCACCUUGCUCUCGUUACCCACAUCCUGCAAGUCUUGAGGACGUUCUCGUUUUACAGGCCGCCGUCUAUUGCUGAUGGGUUGCUGCUGAUACGAGCCCUGUCCUUGAUGUGCAAAUCCAUUGUUGGUCCAGCCCAUGCC
Messenger RNA from Mycena citricolor, 5556 nucleotides. The record is from the annotation of a GenBank genome assembly. Lineage: Eukaryota; Fungi; Basidiomycota; Agaricomycetes; Agaricales; Mycenaceae.